Messenger RNA from Naegleria lovaniensis, 1080 nucleotides. RefSeq lists its product as uncharacterized. Gene Ontology annotation, cellular component: checkpoint clamp complex; nucleus. The transcript has a single exon. Lineage: Eukaryota; Heterolobosea; Eutetramitea; Acrasida; Naegleriidae. Gene Ontology annotation, biological process: DNA damage checkpoint signaling; DNA repair. The record is from RefSeq and is a predicted model, not a curated record. The coding region runs from base 1 to 1080 and encodes 359 amino acids.
AUGCUCCAAAACAAUCGUUCCGCAUUGCAGCAAUUUCCUGAUGAACAUAUCGGAGUGCCCUUGUCGUUGAAUUCAUCAGCAUCGGGAUCAUCUUCUCAUGCUCCACAACAAAAUCCUCUUCCUUCUCAAAUCAGUCAAGCCUCUAACCGUUCUCUCGUGUAUCAUGCUUCUCAACAGGAUCGGAGUAAAUAUAUUAUGGUUGCUGAUAUAGCCUCUGCCAAGAUAUUUGCAAAUAUUAUGCAGUGUAUAAAUCCUUCAGAUAUUAAAAAGAAGAGAGAACAGGCAUGGGCUAUUUGCGAGAUUGUGGAAGAAGGAAUUAAAUUUUAUAUUCAGGAUAGAACUUUUCAAGGAGUGGCUGCAAUGAAGAGUGGAAUAUUUCAGAAUUAUUUAUUUUCUGCUCCAAAAGAUACAAAAUAUCAAUUUGAAAUUAAUGUUUCGGUUUUAAUUGAUUGUUUAAUUUUGUAUGGUGCCAAUGCAUCUCAGGGUACCAUUGUAAAACUGUGUUACCCUGGUGUAGACAAUACCCUGUCAUUGUUGUUGGGUGAAGAACGUGUUGUCACAGAUUGUAAUAUCAAAAUUAGGAAAUGUGAACUCGAUCCAAUAGAUUUUAAAUUUAAGGAGCAUCCUAUUGGAACUAAAAUUAUUUUGAAGAGCGAAAUUCUAACGGAUGCGCUAGCAGAGAUUGAUUGGCUAUCAAAAACUCUUGAAAUUGGAGUAGAGCUUGAAGAGCAAGCCGAGGGAAAUCAAGAAGACACCCUUCAACGAGGUAAACUAUUUUUCAAAACAUCAGACAAUGUGAUUGGCUCUUUGGAAGUGAGUGUUAAGAGCACUAGCGAAGGAGUACAGGCAUUCGAAUGUCAGGCCACGCAAGUAGGUCUCUAUAAGCUAAGUCACAUUCAACAAGCCAUGAAAGCACUAAAUCAUGCAGAAAAAGUUUGUAUCAGAAUGAACAAUCAAGGAACACUCUCCAUGCAAUUCGCAAUUAGAGCAACUGAGCCUGUCACAUAUGUUGAAUAUCUCAUGCUGCCUGUAGAUGCAGAAGUUGAGAUGGAAGAGGAUGACAAUUCUUCGUUUCAAUAA